AUGGCCGCUACAAAAGGCGAAAGUUCAAAUGAUGAGCAUCUAAUUGAUAUUGAUACUCUAGUUUGGAAUGAUACCGAUGAAGCGUCAAAUGCAAGAGAAAGGACUCCAAGUAUACCAAAGAUUCCGACCGCUUUGAGAAAUAGUCAAAAUCAAAAGUUGCCUGGGUGGUUUAAACCAAACGUGAUUUCAAUUGGUCCCUAUUACUAUGGUCAAAAGGAUUACCAGGAAGCACAAAAGCUCAAGUCUGGGCAUGCUAAGAAGUUCAUUGAGGAAAGUCAGCAGGAGAAAGAUGUUUUGUACCUCAAAAUUAAGAAAAAGACACCGGAACUGAGGAAGUGCUAUGAUAAUAAGGCAAUAUGGGAAUGCUAUGAUAAUAAGACAAAAGGGGAAAUGUCCGACCGGAAACUGGCGACGAUUUUCUUGCUGGACGGGUGUUUUUUACUACAUUUCAUCAACUACAGCAGCAAGAAGGAUGGGUCUGAUAUUUUGGGUUUUACAAAUCAUGAAAUGGCUCAUAUAAAAGAGGACUUGUUCUUGCUGGAGAACCAACUUCCCUAUAAAGUCCUCAAGCUGCUGUUCAAGGACGCAAAAAAUUCAAAACCGUCGAUGGAAGAAAAGAUAAAAGAUUUCGUUGCAUCUCAUGUCCCCUUCCCUCGAGGAAUACGGGUAAAAGAAGUGAAUCCUAAACCCUGCCAUCUGCUCCACUAUUUGCAAGGCGUCAUUUUAGGCAAACCGGUAACAAUUAGCCCAACACAAAAACAGGACGAAGAAGACGAUGGACGUGGGAGAGGGAGACCCGAAUGGCACUCAUGUGAAAACGUCCACGAGCUUAGGAAAGUGGACAUCCAUUUUAAGUCCAGUCCCACAAGUUAUUUGACAGAUAUUUCUUUCGAGCCUCUCUUUGGCACCACCGGAUGCCUCAAGCUUCCUACCAUUUCCAUGAACGCCUCCACUAUGAUAAUUUUCUUAAACUUGGUAGCCUUCGAAUCCUCAGAUACCACUAACAACCUUGGUGUAAUCUCUUACCUAUGCUUCCUGGAUUCACUUAUUGCUCGUUGGGACGACGUGAAGGAGCUUCAGGCAGCCGGAAUACUCCGUAACUUUUUUGGCGAACAAAGAGACGUGGCCCAAUUUUUCAACAACGUAUGCAGCAAAUUGGUACCAAAUCCUUCUGCUUAUGAAGAUGUAAAACUACAGAUUCAAAGUCAUGUUGACAGACACCACAAUUGCAGAUUGCGCAAAUGGCAUGUUCAGUGCAAGCAAAAAUACUUCAGUAGCCCCUGGAGUUUGAUGGCUUUGACUGCUGCAGUUAUAGGACUAUCGCUUACUGCCAUUCAGACUUACACAUCAGUGUUUCCCCUGUAG
This is a messenger RNA of Vitis vinifera (wine grape), 1365 nucleotides long. Its product is annotated as UPF0481 protein At3g47200-like. The record is from RefSeq and is a predicted model, not a curated record. NCBI's taxonomy places the organism in Eukaryota, Viridiplantae, Streptophyta, Magnoliopsida, Vitales, Vitaceae. The transcript has 2 exons. The coding region runs from base 1 to 1365 and encodes 454 amino acids.